AUGUCGGCAGCGACUGCCAGCGCAGCUGACUCGCAAGAAGAAUAUCAGCAGCGAGUUCGCGAAGCCGCAACAACCUUUGUGAUUCGACCCGAUGCUGACAAUUCGAAAGAGAUGCCGAUGAAUACGGCGCCGAAUACGGUGACGUCACGUGAGCCACAAUCACAGCAAAAAGAGAAAUUGGGACAUCGGAGGAUAGAUGAGUUGGGAGAAGUGAGUUUUUGAAAGGAAUUUGUGAGGAGGAAAAGAAAUCUGUAAAUAAGCAUUUGUGCUGAAAAUUGUGAAAAAUUUAAUUAAGUCUCGAGUGGAUUACUUGCUAAUUGGAUUUUCGGUAAAUUCUUUUGAAAAAUCAGAAGUUUAUGAAGAAAAUUACGAUUUAAGGCAAAAAACUGGGAUUUUUUAAGUUAGGAAAUAUUUUCGAUGGGUUUUCAAGUUUUCAAGUGAAAUUUCCUAAGAAAUCAUUCUUCCAACAAAAAAAGAUUUCAAGGGUUUGCGAGUUCAAUGUUGAAAUUUUCAAAGAAAUCAAGUUUAAAGCCGGAAAUCUCUUUAACAAUCUGCAAGUUUAAGUUCCAAUUUUCUCAACAAAAAAAUUCCAGUAAAAAAUCUAGAAACGAGUUCUCAUGACCAAAGAACACUCAAAAAACCUGAUUUUUUAUUAAAAAAAAACAACUCAAAAUAUUUCUAGAAAAAUUCAAAUUCCACCAAUAAAUAAAUCACAUAAUUUUCCAGGUGAGUUACAAAAAAGUGCCAACAAAUGCUUUGAUGCAAGCAAUUCAACUAGGAAUAGCAAAUUCGAUAGGAAGUUUAGCGAGUUUACCAAAUCGUGACGUUUUGUUGCAAGAUUUCGAGAAAAUCGAAAUGGUCUCAUUUCCAGCGUAAGUGAUUUUUAGGGCUGAAAAUCAUGAUUCUUGAUCAAUUUUUUACUCAAAAAUCUGAAAUUUAACCCAUAAUUCAUCUAAAAAUAAUUGCAGAGCUGGUUCCUCAACAACUCCAUCGCAUUCAUUUGGCGAUUUUAGGUUUCGUACCUACGCUCCAAUUGCAUUUCGAUAUUUUCGCAAUCUUUUUCAUAUAAAACCAGCUGAUUUUCUAAGAUCUAUAUGUACUGAACCAUUAAAAGAAUUGUCAAAUGCUGGAGCAUCUGGUUCAAUAUUUUAUGUCUCACAAGACGAUCAAUUUAUCAUUAAAACUGUUCAACACAAAGAAGCUGAUUUUUUGCAAAAAUUGUUGCCUGGUUAUUAUAUGAAUUUGAAUCAGAAUCCUCGAACUCUUUUGCCCAAGUUUUUUGGAUUGUUUUGUUAUCAGGUAAUUUUUGGAAUUUGAAGAAUUUUAGCUUUUUCUUGGGAAAAUUCUUGAAAUUUUCUGGGAUACGGAAAAUAUGUCCAAAUUUAUAUUGAAAAAUGUAUUUUUUUUAAAUUGAUUUUUCAUCUGACCUUUUCAUUUUUAAAUGUUGCAAUUUGUAAAAAAAAUCUGUUUGUGAAUAUUCGAGAAAAAAAUCUGAAAUUAAAGAUCUUGUUUAAACGAUCACUCAAAAAUUUAAAUAUAAAAAAUAUCAGAAAAACAAAUUUCUAGCCGAGAAUUUAAUAAAAUUCCAACAAUUUUCCAGAGUCUUGGUAAAAACAUUCGUCUCCUUGUAAUGAACAAUCUUUUGCCAACAGCCGUCACAAUGCACGAAAAAUACGAUAUGAAAGGAUCAACCUAUAAACGAAUGGCGAACAAAGCAGAAAGAUCAAAAGCUCAUCCAACACUAAAAGAUCUGGAUUUUCUUGAAUGUCAUCGAGAUGGUCUUUUUAUUGAUCCGGUUGCUUUAGAUGCAUUAAUUAAGACAAUUAGCAGAGAUUGUUUGGUGCUGGAAAGUUUCAAAAUUAUGGAUUAUUCAUUGUUGGUUGGAAUACAUAAUGUUGAAUUGGGUAUUAGGGCGAGAGCUGUUGAAGCGGGAGAAGAAGCGGGAACAAGUCGAGGAGCUGGAAAUGGAGGAGAAGGAAGAGUCGAUAAAAAUGGACAUAAGGUAAGAGAAUUGUGGAAGUUUUUGAGAAGCGGAAAUUCGGAAUUUUGGGGUUAGUUGAUCGAAAAUUCUGGAAAACUCGAUAUUUUGAAGAAUUUUUGACAUAAAAACCAGAAUUUUCCCUGCGUUUAUUUUGGAUUUCCGAAAACUCUUCGAAAUUGCCAUUUUCAUUCAUUUCCCCAGUCAAAAACUAGUUACAAAAACCUACAAAACCCGGAAUUUAUAGGUUUCAAAAAAUCUAGAUUGACAAUGAAAUGUAUUUCUAAUUUUUUUAUUCUUCUGUUUUUCAUUCAGCCCGUUUUAUACAAAAAUUUCAAAUUAUAACUAAUUAAAACCCAAUUUCUGCCUAAAAAAUCCAAUUUUUCAGGUUCUACAAGAAAAAUUCUCGGUGUGGGAUACUGGUGAUGGUGAUGUUCCACAUGGAGGAGUUCCAGCCAGAAAUUCGAAUGGCGAUCGAUUAGUUUUAUAUUUAGGAAUUAUCGACAUUUUACAAAAUUAUCGACUACUUAAAAAAAUGGAACACACGUGGAAAGCGAUUUUACACGAUGGGGUGAGAUAAAUUCACAAUUUCUGAUCAAUCUCAAACUGAAAUUAAUUUCAGGAUACAAUAUCGGUGCACAAUCCAAAUUUCUAUGCUUCUCGAUUUUUGUCCUUCAUGACUGAACACGUUUUCAGAAAAGGAACAGGUAUUUUUCGAGCUUGUCAUAUUUUUCUAUUUUCUCUAUUCUUCACGUAGUAUGCUCUAUUUAUCUCUGAAAAAUAUGUGCGGAACCCUCCUCUAUCGAAUCCCCAGCAACUAAUUUAUCUGUAUUUUCUAUUGUAUAUGAUGAGAUGAGAUAUGAGCAUGAGCGAAUUUUUGAACAAAAAAUGUGAACAAUUUCAAACUUUUUGAGAUGGUUAAGCUGGAUUCCAUGGGGGCAUUCCUAAUUUGUUUUUAUAUUUUCAUAUAAGAAUGGGAUUGAACUUAUAGAAUUUUGGGAACCACGAUUUUGGCCGAAGUGUGAAUUCCGGAAAAAUAUACGUUUCGAAAUUUAGAUUUUAAAACAUAAUCUACGGUUUUUUGUUCUUCAUCCGAAAUCGAUUGAAACAUUCUGUAAAUUCAACUUUCUAGGCUUGUUUUACGUUGAAGAUUCAUCAUAAAAUUAUCUAGUAUCAAAAACCCCAUAGAACUCUAGACUAAUUCUUGGUCCUCACACUAAUCCAUGAUUAAAAAAAACCCAGCAUUUUUGCCAACACCCAAAAAAGUCUUCUAGAAUUAUGUAUUUUUUAAAAAUUGCGAAUUCAAGUUUCUAGGACCAUUUUACACCAAACAAAACCCCCUACACUAACACAGGUUUUUUAAAUGUCACAAAACAAGUUCCCGAUUUUUUUUGCUAACCCUCUUCUAAAAUGUUUUAUUGAUUUUUCCUACCACGUUCCCCGAUCAAUCAAUAACUAACAAAUCAACCCUGCUUCCCGAUUUCAGCCGACGAAAAACGAAGUGCCAAAUUUCGUACUUUGGUGCACAGUUAUUUGGGUGAUCUUUAUAUUUUUCCAUAUUUUUUUGAGUUUUCUCUCUCACUUCUCUCAAUUUUUCACUUUAUUCGAAAUUGUUUCGGAAUCCCUUUUUCUCCCUCCUCCCUUUAACUAUUUUUAAUAUAUUUUAUGGUGAUUGGUGAACGUUUUGGUGAUAAUGGAAUGAUAUGGAUAGUAUAUAUUUAACCCCUAUGCAAAAUGAUAAUUAUUAUAAGCAUGCGUAGCUUUUGUGAUCGAUCGAAAAUAUGUUUCGAGAAGAAUUGAUUUUAUAUUAUUUUCAUUUUUGGGUUUUAUUCUAGAUAUCUAAUUUUUCCCCGAUUUUCAGCGCUCAAAUCUUCGCCAUCGAGAAAACGAAACACGUUGAAACAUGGAAAUUCAAAUGAAAUUGAAGAUGUGACAAUUGUUAGUGGAAAUAAUGCGAUAACUGCGAAAGAAGAAGCGGCGGCAGAGAAAACGGGCAAUUUUGGAUCGCAAACUGCCAGGGAAUCGACGAGGUUGUAUAAUAAUUCGAUGAGUGAGAAGGAGGAUCGGGGUUGGUUUUUUUGUUAAUUUAAAUAGGGGAUUUUUUGGGAGGUUCCACUUUUUCAACGUUCUCUCUGUGAAAUUAGAGAUCUUGGACCAGAUUUAAAUUUUGAGCCCCGGAGACCAUUCAAGCCCUCAUAGGUCUAUUCAAUCUCAUAUUUUGCAGUAAUCUCAGCACGUGAUGUUCAUCCAAUAAUGCCAUCUGGAAGUGUGAUGAGUCGAGUUCCACUUCGAAGAUCAUAUCGAGAUUCUGGAGCUACAAUGAGUAUGGAUAGCAAAAAAGAGAAAAAGGUAAGCAAUUUUGCAAAUUUGAUUUCAUAUGAAAAUUUGAAUUUCCUACGAUUCCCCGGAAAAAAUACUUUUUAAAAUAUCUGUACAUAAAAUUAGAAGCAUUGAUUAUUUUCCAUACCAUUUUGUUGAAAACGAUCGAAUUCUUACCAACAAAUUUAGGCUGCUCAGCAGUCUUUCCAUGCUUUACUUUUCAUUUUUUUUUCUAGGUCGAACGUCUAUUUGCCAGCUCAAAACCUGACGAACCUCUGCUACCGACAGAAGAGGAAAUUGUGAGUAGUGUUGAAGUUGUUGGUGACAAUUAG
Caenorhabditis angaria is the source of this 4629-nucleotide messenger RNA. The record is from the annotation of a GenBank genome assembly. NCBI's taxonomy places the organism in Eukaryota, Metazoa, Nematoda, Chromadorea, Rhabditida, Rhabditidae.